This is a messenger RNA of Coregonus clupeaformis (lake whitefish), 2397 nucleotides long. Its product is annotated as sodium-dependent lysophosphatidylcholine symporter 1-like. Bases 420 to 2351 code for a protein of 643 amino acids. NCBI's taxonomy places the organism in Eukaryota, Metazoa, Chordata, Actinopteri, Salmoniformes, Salmonidae. The transcript has 14 exons. Gene Ontology annotation, cellular component: membrane. Gene Ontology annotation, molecular function: symporter activity. The record is from RefSeq and is a predicted model, not a curated record. Gene Ontology annotation, biological process: carbohydrate transport.
AGCAGGUUCACACUGAGCACACACUGAUACAUUUUAUUACCAUCUUAAAACAAUUUAAUAUGUUUAGUAGAUAUUGCGAUCUAAAGGCUUAGACUUACAGGGGCUUUAACACCUGUUUGUGUUAAAACAAUGUAGUACUUUAAUAGGUGGGUUGAAAUAGACCUCGACAGGAGUUUCUCACUUUCAAAGGGCCAGAGUUGUUUGGUGGGAUUCCAAUGUCACAAAGGAUUAAGAGGUGUGCACACACAGCACAAAUGUGUGUGCAUGUGUCCAUUGUUACCAGAUACUAGUAGUUUGUUUGUUCUCAUGUCAGAAGCAGAGAAACAUGUUGAAGUUGUAGGACAGAGCUUUACCCUGUCGAGGAGGCAAAUUGUGAUCUGGAGUGGACUGUAACCACGGGAGACACCUAAUUCCAAAGGAUGAGCUGCUUCCAGACUUUGACAGAUCAACUACAGACCUUGAGGAGUCAUUUACCCCCCCAUACCAUUGAACGGCAAGAUGGAAACACAUGCAAGGACAGUCAUCAAUGCAAGACCACUCGUCCGGCAGGGAUUCCUCUGUCCAGGAAGCUGUGCUAUGCCGUGGGAGGUGUGCCAUAUCAGAUUACUACGGUUGCCAUGGGCUUCUCCUUACAGAUUUUCCUGCUAGAUGUUGUACAGAUCGAGGCCUUCUAUGUUUCUCUGAUCCUGUUUGUGAGUCGGGCCUGGGAUGCUGUAACGGACCCACUGGUGGGGUACUUGGUGAGCCGCAGUAGCUUGACACCCAUUGGCAAACUCAUGCCAUGGGUGGUUCUCGCCAUGCCUUUUGGGGUCCUCUCCUAUGUCCUGCUGUGGUUCAUGCCCCAAGGCUCCAUGUCUCAAGCCUUCAGUGUUCCCUGGUACCUCACAGCAAGCUGCCUGUUUGAGACUCUCAUGACUUGUUUUAAUGUGCCUUACCUUUCGCUGAGCAUGUUUUUGGGUGGAGACCAGAGAGAUAGAGACUCUGCCACAGCCUACAGGAUGAGUGUGGAAAUGCUGGCGAUGCUGGUGGCCUCAGUGAUUCAGGGUCAGGUUGUGGCUGUAUAUAACACAGAGAGGGCUGGGGCCUGUCAACAGCUGGACCAGAUCCAGGAGCUGCCUCACAACACCCCUGCGCCACAGGCAGAUACACUACAGGCCACGCGUAAGGCUUUCCUGACCUCAGCGCUGGUCAUAGGCGGGCUGUUCUUCCUCUGCUGCCUGGUCCUCUUCCUGGGGGUGAAAGAGCAGCAUGCUCCCCUCUAUAGUCCGGCUAGAGUGCGUCUGUCCUAUCUCACCACACUAAAGAUGCUUGUGUGCCACAUUCCUUACCAACGACUGGUCCUUGGCCUCCUCUUUGCUGCAGUUGCCUUCCAGAUGUCUUUGGGGAAUUUUGCACUGUUCUGUACCCAUGUAGCUGGGCUUGGGGCCCAGUUCCAACACCUUCUCCUGGCUCUGCUGAUUGCAGCCACUAUAGCUGUUCCACUGUGGCAGGCAAUCCUGGUACGAGUUGGGAAAAAGACCACACUUUUCAUCGGCCUAUUUCUCUUCAUCCCAGCUGUAACAAUCAUAGCUUGUGUACCCAGUAACCUGCCGGUCUUUGUGACCAUGUGUGUGAUGUUAGGAUUCAGCUUGGCAACAAUGUUCCUGCUGCCUUGGUCCAUGCUCCCGGACGUGGUAGAUGACUUUGCCUUGAGAAACCCCUGCUGCAAGGACCUGGAGCCCCUGUUUUUCUCCUGCUAUGCCUUCUGCAGUAAGCUGGGGGGAGGCCUGUCUGUUGGAAUCUCAACCAUGACAUUACACUUUGUGGGGUAUCGUGCAGGUGCCUGUAGCCAUAGUGAGGACGUGGUGACUGCUCUUAUUGUGCUGUUUGCCCCUGUGCCCAUCACCCUGCUGCUGGUGGGGCUGGUCUUCUUCCACCUGUACCCCAUCAAUGAGGAUCGACGCCUCCAGCUCCAGAGAGAGCGAGGAAGAGUUGUUGAAGCCAUACAUUCAACUGAUAUAGAAGAGGAGAUAGGAUCACACAUUCAUCAGUCAAGACACCAACCACAUGAGUCCAGUCUGAAGUCAAGUGGCGAGUCACAGCCAACUAAGUCCAGUUGUAUUUCAAACAAGUCUACCUUGAAAAGUCACAACCUCAGAGGCUCCAAAAAGUUAAAUAACCAAUCAAACAAAUCUGCUCAUCACAAUCCACUGGAGGUCAGGCCUGAUUUGAAUUCCCAUUCACAAGAAUCUAAGCCCAACUCAGAUCACCUUCCAUGGAAUUCUAGGCCAAAUUCUAAUCACUGCUCACAUAAAUCUCAUCAUAGGAUGUCUAACAAGUCUGAAGGAAAAUUUAAAAUUACAUGGGUCUAAAAAAUAAAAAUAAAUAAACCUAUCAUUAAAAUUAUAGACUGAUCAU